AUGUCCAUGGCGAGCUCCCAACACUCGCGGCCUCCCUUGAUGGACGUCUCCAAGCGAGUCAACAGUGCUCCAAUUGCCUCAUCCCCCAAGCCUAACAAGACUUGUGGCGAUGAUCAUCUCAAAGAGAACGCUCCUUAUUAUGCUGGCAACCCGUCCAGCCCCCCCAAGAGUGCUACAGUGUCUGCCCGUUCUUCUGUUCCGGCCAACGCACGACUCUCAGCCGUUUCAGAGGAAGGAUCCUAUGUCCAUGCUCAAGUAUCUACCGCACAGGCGGCGAAGAGAUCCAAGCCAGCUUUGAAGGAUGUUGUCAAGGAGCCCAAGAUCCGGUCUUACGUAGGGCCAUGGCAGCUCGGGAAGAGUCUCGGAGCGGGCUCCUCCGCCCGUGUACGGCUCGCUCGCCAUCGGGUUACCCACCAGUCCGUUGCUGUGAAGAUCAUGUCGAGGAAGCAGGUUCAGCUUAGUUCCUCUGGAAGCAUUGCUCGACUUGACGAGCUGGAGAUGAAGCAAGGUCCCGGCCCCGAUGGUGUCAAACGCAUGCCUCUUGCCUUGGAGCGAGAGAUCGCAAUCCUCGCGCUCAUGGACCACCCGAAUAUCAUGAAGCUCUACGACAUAUGGGAGACCGACUCAGAGAUAUACCUGAUGUUGGAAUAUGUCGAGCAUGGCGAUCUAUUCCACUACAUCAACCGAGUAGGGCACAUGUCAGAACCAGAUGCUGCCUACAUCUUCAGGCAACUUAUGAGCGCUUUGGAGUAUUGUCAGGAAUUCAACAUCUGCCAUCGGGACCUUAAGCCCGAGAACAUCCUGCUCACAGAGGAUGGCCAUGUCAAGGUAUGUGACUUCGGCCUGGCCGCCUUGCAUCAGAAUCCGCAGGACAAGCUUCGAUCCGGAUGCGGAAGUCCUCAUUAUGCUGCCCCCGAGCUCCUCAGAAGGAGACAGUACCGGGGAGACAAGGCGGAUAACUGGAGCAUGGGCGUUAUCCUCUUCGCCAUGGUAGCCGGUCGCUUGCCGUUCGACCAAAGCAAUACGGACGAGAUGAUGUGGCACGCGAAGCGAGCCGCCUACGAGAUGCCGGAUUUCUUCAGCCUCGAACUUCAGGAUUUCAUCAGUCGUAUACUACAGGUGAACCCUGAUAAGCGAAUGUCAAUCCGCGAGAUGUGGCAACACCCCUUCAUUACGAGAUAUGACAACCAUCCUUCCUUUCAAAACCAGCGCGUUCAGGCUGCAAAUGUUAGGAAGAAUAAGCGAUUUGAUGCAAUCGAUCCCGAAGACCUCAAUCCAGAUGUCUUUCGACAACUUCACGCCAUGUGGCAUGCCUUGAGCGAUAAGGAGUUGACAGCAAAGCUCAUCGGCAAAGAACCGAAUGACCAGAAAAUGUUCUACCACCUUAUCAGCAGUAUUCGGGGCAAAGCAGGUGUUCGUGCCAAUACCCGAUACAAGCGGGGGGUCGACUUCUCCAGAGUUCGACAGCGCUCUGUUGACCCUCAACCCAAUGCUCCUCCUACGAUCAGCGAGCAAAGUCUUACUCCUCUUGAAAGUGUUUCUGGCGAUGAGGCCCUCCUCAACAUUGAAGAUGAGUCUCCGCUGAGUGGGGAAAGCCUAGAGGAGCCGCAGCAAGAUCAUGGUGUGUCUCUAGAUGCCAGGUCACUGAGCUCUUUCUUCAAAGAUGUCGAGGAAUCGUCUCUGUUCCAGGGUGAUGACUGGAUUCAUUUCAGCAACAGCAUUGCCAGAGAUUGUGAUGCGGCUUUCAACAGCUCGAUUUGCGCCUCUCCUUCUGUCAAUUUUGAAGCUGGUCAAAGGGAAGCCUCGCCCUUCUCACUCGAGUUCAGACCCCCUUCUGUGGUCCACCAGACUCCUGAGGUGACUCCGGCCCCUCCUUCUGUUACAAGUACCGCUACUACCGGUCCUUGGGAUUUGAGACCACUUCCCCCACCACCUCCUCAGUCAGAAUCGGUAUUACGUGAUAUCGUGGAAGCGCAGUCAACUCGAAAUCGAAAGAGCUACAACAGCAGCUUUGACGAUGCUGCGACUCUUGUUGUCCCUGGGCUGAACAUAACCAAGUCAGAUAUGCCUGCUUCGCUCUCUGUACCACCGAAGCCGAAGGACUAUCGCGUGGUCUCUGCUCCAGCAUAUGCUCAAUACGGACGAGAUUCCCGGCAGUUGCCCUCCAUUUAUAAGAGCAAUGAAGGCAGCACGCCACAAGCUCGAGCUGUUUCAGCACCACAGCACCGAGCGUCAGCCCCAUUGCCGACUCCACAUGACAACCGAGGACUGGAGUAUCUCGCUAAGGCCGAGAGAACCAUCCGCGUUGUUCAUUCACCGUCGGCACCCAAGACUGUUGGGAACCCUGUCGUUCCAGAGCCCUUGAAUGUACGCAAGAAGCUUUCACGCGGGUACACUGAUCCGUAUGGCGACGUGGUGCGUGGUAUUGACCUGCGACAACAGUUCGCUCGUCACAGCCAGCUACAAGAUCUUCCUGAGGAGCCCACUGUCUCAUCGCACAGUAAUGGCUCUUCUAUUGGCCAGAAGAAGAAGAAGCUGUCGUCGUGGUUCCGCCGAACUUCCAAGGAUGACGUGAAGGAGGGCAUGGCUCGGAACUCCAGCCGCCAAUCUCAGCAUUCUGGUGCGACUUAUCCUAAGAGAAUGGAGUCGACCUCGACGAACCCGCCGCCUCCAAUUCUGGAGCCUACGAAGAAGAAGAGCCUGAUCUUCUCACUCUUCAAGGCCACCAAGAGCGAGCCCCGUCCGGAGCAUGAGGAGCCCGCUAAGGUCGAGCCUCUCACGAGAUAUUCGAGCCGUUCAACCCAGAUCUACGGCCGACGGAACACUGAUAUGGCCGAGCGCCAGAUCGAGCCGCAACAGAACUGGCUAGCCCGCCUCUUCCGCGUGAAGCCGGCAACGAGGACUCUGUGUCUCGCCAUCUCACGUCGUCGCGCUCGCCAGGAAGCUACCAUCUUGCUACGCGAGUGGCGCAAGUGGGGAAUGAGGGAUGUUGAGGUCGACAAGGACCGCAACAUCAUCUUUGCGCGAGUCGGCAAGAAGAACUAUCUGAAAAUCAAGGAAGUCUCCUUUGCGCUUGAGAUCAUGACGGUCAUCGAGCACGGCAAGCGCAACCAGCUGAGCAUCAUCCGCUUCACGCAAGAGAAGGGCGCUGCGAGCAGCUUCCACAAGGUGGUCGACACCACCGCCAGCGUUUUUGCUAACCGUGGUCUCCUCGUCGCUGACAAGCGCAAGGCCAAGAUGAUGGUCCGGACUCUUGACUCGUGA
Phaeoacremonium minimum UCRPA7 is the source of this 3264-nucleotide messenger RNA. RefSeq names its product putative camk camkl gin4 protein kinase protein. NCBI's taxonomy places the organism in Eukaryota, Fungi, Ascomycota, Sordariomycetes, Togniniales, Togniniaceae. Gene Ontology annotation, cellular component: cytoplasm. The record is from RefSeq and is a predicted model, not a curated record. Gene Ontology annotation, molecular function: ATP binding; protein serine/threonine kinase activity. The coding region runs from base 1 to 3264 and encodes 1087 amino acids. Gene Ontology annotation, biological process: protein phosphorylation; intracellular signal transduction. The transcript has 6 exons.